Molecule: messenger RNA, 2010 nt
Organism: Schistosoma guineensis
Lineage: Eukaryota; Metazoa; Platyhelminthes; Trematoda; Strigeidida; Schistosomatidae
Source: the annotation of a GenBank genome assembly
AUGUUGGAAACGAUGACAUCUCAAUCAACAGAAGAAGCCUAUAUUAAAUGGUUAAAUGAUCACUUAACUAAGGCUACACCUCCAUUAAUUGUGUAUGAUUUAACUGAAGAAAUUAUCUGUAAUGGUGUAGCUAUUGGAAUACUAUUAGAAAUUAUUGGUCGAAUAAAAAUUGAUGGCUUACUUCUACAGCCAAUUACAACUGUGGAACGUUUACACAAUAUUCAUGAAGUGUUUAGCGUUUUAAGACGUUUGAAUGUAAAAAUCAAUAAUAUUCAACCUGAAGAUAUCAUGGAAGGGGAUAAAGAUACUGUACUUGAAUUAUUGAUUGCAAUUAAUGAUUAUUUUUUGCCUAAACCCAAUAUGAAAACUCCGAAGAAAUUUAAUGCAAAUAAUCAUAAUCAUAAUAAUUAUGAUAUUGAUUAUAAAAUGGAAUCAAACGGUCGUACAUCAGCAUGGAGUACUAUAAGUAGUUCAACUAGAAGAACACCAAUAAAUCGAUCAGAAACAGUUCCACAAUUAAAUGGUAAUCAUGAAAAUGGAAUAUUCUCAACAAAUAAUCAUCAUUCACAUAAAAAUCUAUUACAUCAUUCUACAAAUGGUAUAGAUUAUCCUACAAUUGAUUUACCAUGGUCAAAUUCUAUAGAUCAUUUUACAGAUAAUAGUCGACAACCUUAUUCAUCUUAUCAUCAAUCAUUAGCACCAACACCAACUCCAUCAGAAUUAACUAAUUCUACAAGUCCAAGAUCAAAAAGUACAGUGUACAGAGUACGUUCAGAACCAUUAUCACCUAGAUCUAUACAUGGUAAAAGAACUAUUCACAGAGAAGCGUCUUUAUCUACAGCACCAAUCAAUAUUAGAUCAGCUUUACCGAAUUUGAAUUCUGGUUCCAGAGGUUAUUAUCAUCAAACUAAUCCAUCACAAUCAAUACCAUCGAAUAAUUAUCCUGAUAGUAGAAAUGGAAAUACAAUAAGAAGUGGACGUUCAACAAAUGAAUUACCACAAAUAGUUGAUUCAAUGAAUGAAGUACAACAGCUUAGAUCACAGUUGAAUAUGUUGUCGAAACUUAUUGAAUCAGAUGGUUCUAAUCCUGUACGUACUGCUUCAGUAUUACGUCAAACAGCGGCAAAAAGUACACAAACUGAAUUUGGUUAUUUAUUGGAUAGACAAGCGAAAAAAUCAAAUGCUGAAAUCUCAGAAUUACGUGGUAUCAUCAAGAUUAAAGAAGAAGCUAUUCAUCUGUUAGAAGAGGAGAAUUCACGUUUAAGUGAUUCAUUGAAAACAUUUUUAUACAAUAUGAAUAAACCAGGAAAUUUAGAUAAAACUACCAUGUCCACCAAUAAUUAUUCCAUUAAAUCUCAUGAAUAUCAAGAUUUAUUGGACAAUAAUAAUAAACAAAGACUUUCAAAUAAUCCUAUGAAUACGUCACGUCCUCAUCCUCCUCAUCAUCAAGGACAACAACAACAAGUUGAACAUCAACAUGAUUAUACGCCUCAACAUCAGCAUCAUUCACCUCAAUCUCGUCAACGUGAUCAUCACCAUAGUAACUAUAAUCCAUCAAAACAUACAUUCAAUCAACCAUACAAUCAUUUAAAUUCUUCAAAUACUUCUACCCCAAUUAAUACACCAAUGAUAAUAUCACCAUCACAUUUAUCAAUGAUCAAACCAGAUAACUAUGAUCGAACAAUAUCACCUCGUUCAAUGAGUCCAUAUAAAUUAGAUCAUUCUAAAAAUCAAUUAAUAUCACCAUCAUCAUUAUCAUUAUCACCAACAAAUUCAGAUAGAAUAAAAAAUAUUAAACGUCAAUUAUCACCAACUGGUAAACGUUUCCCAUAUUAUCAACCAUAUAUUCAUUCAUUAAUGCAUUCAAAUGAAUUAAAUAAAGUUGAUAAACAUAAAUGUUUUAAUGAAUCCAAAACUUUAUCACAUGGUUUAACAACAGCACAAGCUCAAUUAAUCAAAAGUCCAACUCAACGAUUAUUAAUGCAAAGUCUUCCAUCAACUGAUUAUUGA